CUGACCCACAAGUUCCACUGAGUGCUCUGGGAACUCGCAACAGACCCCAGCCCUGCCUGCUAUCUCUAAAUCCAAGACCUGUGCCCCGACAGACAACAGACACAGCCCAGCCCGCCAUGGCCCAGUUCCUGAUGGUCACGGUAACCCUCGGUUGCAUCAGCCUCCUCUACCUGCUCCCGGGCACGCAGUCUGGCGGCCUGAGCAGGGGACUGAAGCUCUCCAGACCCAGAGAAUCCCCAGCAAAGAAUCCUUCCAGUGGCCUGCAGCCUGGACACUCUUCACUCCAGCCUGUAGUCUGGAAGCCUCAUCAUGCUCCCCAGCCACAGGGAAGGGGCAAUCCGACCCUUGCUAUGGUUCAUCUUCUUCAGAGUGGUGGCUCCCGACAUCCAGGUCCCCAGAGACAUUUGGGACCCCGAAGACCCCAUGCCCAGCUUCUACGGGUUGGCUGUGUACUGGGCACAUGCCAGGUGCAGAAUCUCAGCCAUCGCCUGUGGCAGCUCGUCCGGCCAUCUGGCCGGAAGGACUCAGCUCCUAUGGAUCCCAGCAGCCCUCACAGUUAUGGCUGAUGUGGGUCCUAGACGGUCCACUUGGAGUGCUGUACUCCAAUCCCAGAGCUGCAGCUGAGCUCCACAUCCUGGCCCAGUUCUCUGAAGCUCCUGCUAGCAGCAAUUCCUCAUGGCUUUGGAUACUGUAAACCUAAACCUAUGAGGAUAUGUGGAUCUAGUCUGUGGAAUCUGCACCCCCAGGGACCUGUGCAUCCCAGAACUGUGCACACCCCAGGAACAGGUGCUUGGCAGGAGUGUUGACAGUAUCACAAGCCACAGAGAACUUGAGAGGGGGAGUGUGUCUAAAGAAAUAGAGCACAAAGCUAGAGUCUUAAUUAAACACAGCCCCGCCUAUGACUAAGCAGGAGAAAGGCUAGAGUGGCCCCUGUGAUGACCCCCACCCCCACUGGGAAUU
This is a messenger RNA of Phodopus roborovskii (desert hamster), 960 nucleotides long. It is a transcript of the gene Adm2, whose product is annotated as adrenomedullin 2. Gene Ontology annotation, biological process: positive regulation of heart rate; regulation of systemic arterial blood pressure; adenylate cyclase-activating G protein-coupled receptor signaling pathway. The coding region runs from base 117 to 566 and encodes 149 amino acids. Lineage: Eukaryota; Metazoa; Chordata; Mammalia; Rodentia; Cricetidae. The transcript has 3 exons. The record is from RefSeq and is a predicted model, not a curated record.